Molecule: messenger RNA, 867 nt
Organism: Chilo suppressalis (striped riceborer)
Lineage: Eukaryota; Metazoa; Arthropoda; Insecta; Lepidoptera; Crambidae
Source: the annotation of a GenBank genome assembly
AUGUCGAAGUCAGGGGGAAGUCUGUGGAACCUUGAGGACCUGAGAAUAGAUGAAGAGUUAAUAAAAAGGGCUGGAAUAGGGAGGGGAAAUAAAACGGGAGUCGUGCACAACAGUAGCGUAAACAUGGAUGUGGAUAGCAGGCCAGAUCGCGCGCUAGUGGACUCGAAAGCAAAAAAAAGGAAGAGGACCGAGGUUCCAGACCGCUCUUCUGAGCAGUCCACAGACGAACGGCCGCUUGCCAAAUGUGGCUCCGAUAAGAGAGGAGGCCGGCAGAUAGCAAACGCCGACAAGAAGGUCAUCGAGGAAACAAGGAAGAAACUCGAUGAAUGGCUGAGUCUUGAGCUUGCCUCCGCGAUUGAGUCGGAGGCGGACAACCCGUCAUCCCCUCUGACCCAAAUGAUCCAACGGGCGGCUGUCACAUAUAUUGAUAAAAUCAAUCGGAUCAGGGAGGAAGGGAAAGAGAUACCGACCCCUAAGCGCCCUCCGCCAAAGGCUGAGGCUAAGAAGAAGGAAAGGGAGCCCAGACCUACUCUCAGCCAGGUGGUGGCUGGUACGGAAAAGGAGAAGGAAACUAAUAAGAAGGGGCAAGAAGACACCACUCGAGGGCCGUCUGAGCAACCCAGGAGGGCGCAAAACGAAGGGUGGACCGAAGCGAGGAAAGCGAUUGAACUGAAGGAGCUCGACAUCGGUAAUGUUGAUAUCCGAAACUCAGUUGGCGGCAACAGGAUCAUCGAAGUCGUUGGGGCCACUAACGCUGAAAAGUCGGACAAGCUGGCGGUCAAAUUACGGGAGGUGUUGGAGAACAGGGCGACAGUCACACGCCCCAUAAAACGCGCAGACUUAAGAGUGAGUGGGCUGGACGACUAA